AUGUCGGAUAAAAGCCUAGCACGUAACCUUUUUCCGGUUCGUCCUUCGUCGGAUGGUAGGCCAUCGUCUUUGCCUGACCGUAGUGGCCUUCAACGCAUCCCUCUUACAGGUGGUUCUGUACCAAGAGCCAGGUCAUCACCUUUGCUUGAUCCUAAUGGCCUUCCACGCAUCCCUCUUACAGGUGGUUCAGUACCAGGAGCCAUGUCAUCACCUUUGCCUGAUCCUAGUGGCCUUCCACGCAUCCAUCUCAUAGGUGGUUCUGUACCAGGAGCCAAGUCAUCACCUUUGCCUGAUCCUAGUGGCCUUCCACGCAUCCCUCUUACAGGUGGUUCUGUACCAGGAUCUGGGUCAUCACCUUUGCUUGAUCCUAGUGGCUUUCCACGCGGUGGUUUUGUAUCGGGAGCCAGGUCAUCGCCCGGCCCUAAUGGCCUUCCACGCAUCCCUUUGUCGGGUGGCCUUUCACGUACUUCAGUUAGGACGACAAGGUCAGGAUUCUCAGGGAGUAGUAGCAUGGGUGACAUAAAUACCAACAUGGGCUUGACUGAUGCUAUAGCAGAUACAGGGGUGGUAUAG
Messenger RNA from Lactuca sativa (garden lettuce), 573 nucleotides. NCBI's taxonomy places the organism in Eukaryota, Viridiplantae, Streptophyta, Magnoliopsida, Asterales, Asteraceae. The record is from RefSeq and is a predicted model, not a curated record.